Molecule: messenger RNA, 159 nt
Organism: Meira miltonrushii
Lineage: Eukaryota; Fungi; Basidiomycota; Exobasidiomycetes; Exobasidiales; Brachybasidiaceae
Exons: 1
Biological process (GO): regulation of transcription by RNA polymerase II
Cellular component (GO): nucleus
Molecular function (GO): RNA polymerase II cis-regulatory region sequence-specific DNA binding; DNA-binding transcription factor activity, RNA polymerase II-specific
Source: RefSeq, a predicted model, not a curated record
UUCGCUUGCAGUCAAUGUCCUGCUAGAUUUGCACGUAAUCACGAUUUGAAAAGACAUCAAAGAGGACAUUUAAGCGUUCGUCCUUAUCCAUGCACUUGGUGCGGCAAAAGUUUCAGCAGAAAAGAUGCAUUAAAAAGACAUGUUUUGGUCAAAGGAUGC